Molecule: messenger RNA, 1990 nt
Organism: Drosophila biarmipes
Lineage: Eukaryota; Metazoa; Arthropoda; Insecta; Diptera; Drosophilidae
Gene: SmydA-6
Product: SET domain-containing protein SmydA-8
Exons: 4
Coding region: 34-1530 (498 amino acids)
Molecular function (GO): protein binding
Source: RefSeq, a predicted model, not a curated record
GCCAAAGGUAGCCAAAGGGAACGGAAACAGAGAAUGGCUGCAGUAACGGAUGAUUUUGUGAAGAAGUGCGAGAUAAAGCAGAAUGACACGCUGGGCAGGUUUGUGGUUGCCCGGUGCAAUCUCCGAGCUGGCGAGACCUUGCUGCUGGAGAACCCCAUUGUAGUGUUGCCCCAAAUGGGCGAUCGUCGCUGCUCCAAGUGCUUCAGGCUCACCGAGAGCUUUUGCAGAAAGUGCCGCCUUUUGGCCUUGUGCGAGGAUUGCGAGGAUCAUGACGUGCGCAAUUGCCAGAGGCUUUCUGAGAUGGAACUUUCGGAGGAUCAGGUGGCGAUUCUCCAGGGAAAGGAGCACACUGAAGUCCAGGCAGCCCUUAAAUGUCUGCUUCUGAGGGAGCACUCAGAAACCCAACCCCUGUACGAGGAGAUGACCCAAAUGGAAACCCAACUGGCGGCUAGGAGGGGCACAGGUAUCUGGAAAACUUACCAGGAGCAUGCCUUUGUUCCCAUGGAAAAUGGUGGAGUGUUGAAACAACUGCGUGUCGGGGCGGAUGAGGACCUGGUGCAGGGCCUUCUGGGCAUCCUUGACAUUAACGCCUUUGAGAUCAGAGCCCCAGAACCUGGUGGCUCCAUGCGAGGAUUGUACCGGAGGGCAGGACUCUUUGCCCAUAGCUGCAUGCCAAACUUGCAGACCGCCAUCGACGACGAGCGGCGGAUAAAGGUGUUCUCCAACCGGUUCAUAGCCGCCGGGGAGAUCCUCUACAAAUGCUACACAAACGUGCUCCUGGGCAACGAGGAGCGUCGACAAAUCCUCAGAGAGGGCAAGUACUUCGAAUGCACCUGUCCGCGCUGCCAGGAUCCCACCGAGCUGGGCACCCACAUGAGCAGCUUCAUCUGCAGCCAAUGCUCCUGCUCGGGGGGCUACAUAGUCCGUCAGAGGGAGACGGGCAUCUGGCAGUGCCUCUUAAAUCCGGAACACUCGCUGAAACAAGAGUUUGUAUCGAAUAUGCUCGAGCGGGCCAAGGAGGAAAUAUUCCAUGCCAGGGAUGAUAUAUACAGGUUGGAGAUGCUGUUGGCCAAGCUGACCCGCCUGCUUCAUGGAAAUCAUUACUUAAUGCUGGACAUAAAGCAAAACAUUGCCUCUAUCCUUCGUCAGAUCCUUCAGAACAUAACGCACCGACCAAACAAGAAGGUCUACGAAAGGAAGAUCCGUUUGUGCCAGGAGAUACUGCUUGUACUCAAGGUGAUAGCUCCUGGAGUCUCCAGACUAAAGGCUAUCGCUCUCUAUGAACUGGCCAACACGCAGGCUGAACUGGCCAGAAAAAUGUUCAGCGAGCAGGAGCACAGUUCCAGGGAUCUCAGGGUGGAAUUGGAACAAGUUGAGGUCAUGCUGAGGGAAUCGCUGCGGAUGCUUUUAUUUGAGCCCUUGGCCACUCCAGAAGGUCAGCUUUCGCGCACUAUGCUCCGCGAGCUGAAGGAGCUGCAGGAUGAUAUAAAAAAUCUUCGAGAAUCGAACGCCGAUGUGGUAAAUCAGUAAAAAUUCUCACCCUGGCAGUUGAAAAUUGCUAUUUAAACUUAAUGGUUUAAGCAUGACUUAAAAUGGUGUAUUUAAACUUAAAAGAAAAGAAUUAUACUGAAUUCGAAUUCGAUAACCAAUGGUAAGCUCUAACUGCGAGCUUAGUGUUAUCGAUUAUAAUUCUGGCUUUACAACAGGACACGUUUUAAAAAAAAAAUAAUAUCAUUUUAAUAUCCUUUGAUAUAAAUUUUGAGGCUAAAAAUGAUAAAGUGUCUUCGCGGUAUAUUGUUUCGAAUCAUUUUGUAUGAUUUUGUAGGUUCUUAUCUACCUUGAAUUUCCUACUCGCGCUUGAUCUGCUUGCCAUUUACAUAUUUCGGCAAUUACUUGGAAUUGAGAGCAUUUUGAUUUUGAAAGCUUGGCUUUGUAGGCUUGCAAUGCAAAAGUAGCAAAGAUUCCUUGUAUUGUCACCAGCCUUUUCAAA